AUUGGGAUGUUUUGCAUGCAAGAUGAGCUUGGUAAACACAUUCCCUGUGCAAAGGCUGUCCCUGGGCCCAGGGUGGAGCAGGACAGUAUAAAAGGCAGAGCAAGCGCAGGAUCCCUCAUCCACUUCUCCUGCCUUCUCCUGCUCGGUGAAACAGGCUCUCCUCCAGCCACAGCCAUGUCCUGCUACGACCUGUGCCGGCCCUGCGGCCCCACCCCGCUGGCCAACAGCUGCAACGAGCCCUGCGUCCGGCAGUGCCAGGACUCCCGUGUGGUCAUCCAGCCCUCGCCCGUGGUGGUCACUCUGCCCGGGCCCAUCCUCAGCUCCUUCCCCCAGAACACCGCCGUGGGAUCCUCCACCUCCGCUGCUGUGGGCAGCAUCCUGAGCGAGUCCGGUGUCCCCAUUAACUCAGGGGGCGUUGGGCUCUCUGGGCUCUCUGGCCUUGGUGGCCGCUACUGUGGCCGGAGGUGCCUGCCCUGCUAGAGCCGGGCCGGACGUCCAGCGAGUGCCUCCCCCAGGAAGCCCCAAGCCAGGUGCUGGACUGAGGCUGGAGCUGCUGGCCAGCGUUUCCUGAGGCCUUGGGGCUCCUCGAGCCCUCCUGCCAAGGAGGGAGGGAAACGUGGCCAGCUGAGGCUUCUGCUUGUCCUGCUUUCUUCUGCGCCUCCCGAGGCCCUGUUGUCCCCUGCUCUCCUGGCCCAGGGGCUCAGCCCCAAGCCAGCGCAGCAGGGUCCUGCUGCUCCCGCUGUCCCCGUGCCUGUGGGAGGCAGACGUGUGUCCCACUGCUGCCCAGGGCUGCCUGCCUGUCCCUGCUGCUGGGGCAGCCUGGCCCCGGGCCCUGCCCACCCCCCUGCUUUGUUUCUGUCUUUACACUCAAUAAAGUUGACUCUGCAUUGGAA
This is a messenger RNA of Corvus hawaiiensis (hawaiian crow), 893 nucleotides long. Its product is annotated as feather keratin 1-like. The record is from RefSeq and is a predicted model, not a curated record. Gene Ontology annotation, cellular component: intermediate filament. Lineage: Eukaryota; Metazoa; Chordata; Aves; Passeriformes; Corvidae. Gene Ontology annotation, molecular function: structural constituent of cytoskeleton. The coding region runs from base 7 to 480 and encodes 157 amino acids. The transcript is spliced from 2 exons.